Molecule: messenger RNA, 1092 nt
Organism: Ornithorhynchus anatinus (platypus)
Lineage: Eukaryota; Metazoa; Chordata; Mammalia; Monotremata; Ornithorhynchidae
Product: olfactory receptor 1-like
Exons: 4
Coding region: 1-1092 (363 amino acids)
Biological process (GO): G protein-coupled receptor signaling pathway
Cellular component (GO): membrane
Molecular function (GO): G protein-coupled receptor activity; olfactory receptor activity
Source: RefSeq, a predicted model, not a curated record
AUGGAGAUGGAGAACCAAAGCUACAUCACUGAGUUCAUCCUGCUGGGAUUGCCCACCCCACCGGGGCAACAGGAGCUGUGUUACAUGCUGUUCCUGGCUCUGUACCUGGUCACCAUAGGAGGGAACCUACUCAUCAUCCUGGCCAUUGGCACUGACUCACACCUCCACUCUCCCAUGUACUUCUUUCUUGCCAACUUAUCCUGUGCUGACAUCUGCUUCUCCUCCACCACUGUCCCCAAGAUGCUAGCCAACAUGCAGACACACAACCUAGUCAUCUCCUACACUGGAUGCCUGAGCCAGAUCUAUUUUUUCCUGUUCUUUGGAGAUCUGGACAAUUUCCUCUUGGCCGUAAUGGCAUAUGACCGCUAUGUAGCCAUCUGCCAGCCCCUGAGUUAUGUUACAACCAUGAGCCCCCGGCUUUCUGCACUGAUGGUGGUUACUUGCUGGGUCCUCACUGCUGUCCAUGCACUGGUCCACACCCUCCUAGUGGCUCGGUUGUCCUUCUGCACAAACAGGGUGGUCCCCCACUUCUUCUGUGACCUAUCCACUCUGCUGCAUCUCUCCUGCUCUGACGCCUCUGUCAAUAAACUGGUCAUCAUCACUGUCGGGGGAGUGGUGGUAGUGGGACCGUUCUUGGCUGUCCUGAUCUCCUACGCCCACAUCUUCUGUGCAGUCCUGCGGGUGCCAUCUGUCCGGGGGCUGCGUCGAGCCAUUUCCACCUGCGGCUCCCACUUGGCUGUGGUGUCUCUUUUCUAUGGGACAGUGAUCGGCCUUUACCUUAGCCCCUCCCCUAGCCACUCAGCAGAGCGAGGCUCUGUGGUGGCUGUGCUGUACACGGUAGUGACCCCACUGCUCAACCCCUUCAUCUAUAGCCUGCGCAAUCGUGACCUGCUCCAGGCACUGUGCCGGACCCUGAGCUUGUUCUGCCGAAGGAAAACUCGUUGUACUGGUGGCCUUCAAGCUAAAGGGGCCAUGAACUGCAUGGUUUGCUCUGCCAUGCAAAAACAGGACAUGCAGAGUCAAGCAGUUUCAAAGGUGGUUGAGUUGUUCCCCUUCAUUGAUCCUUGUGUCCUGCAGCUGAGGGCCAGGUAG